Messenger RNA from Aspergillus piperis CBS 112811, 741 nucleotides. Its product is annotated as YqaE/Pmp3 family membrane protein. Lineage: Eukaryota; Fungi; Ascomycota; Eurotiomycetes; Eurotiales; Aspergillaceae. The transcript has 3 exons. The record is from RefSeq and is a predicted model, not a curated record. Bases 134 to 307 code for a protein of 57 amino acids. Gene Ontology annotation, cellular component: membrane.
GUUACUCUCCAUCAUUCAUCUACUUGUACUCAGAUACCGCUUCUAUCUGGUCAUAUCCAUCACCUGCUCACUACUACUCUCUCCUGCAUCAACCUUGUCGACUUGAAGAGAUCUACGUCUUCCUCCAUUCACAAUGCCUUUCACUGCCUCGGAUAUCUGCAAGAUCAUCUUUGCGAUCAUCUUGCCCCCGCUGGGUGUCUUCCUUGAGCGAGGAUGCGGUGCUGAUUUCCUGAUCAACAUCUGUUUGACAAUCCUGGGUUGGCUUCCUGGUGUCAUUCAUGCCUUCUAUAUUAUAUUCAAAUACUAGAACGCUCCUCAGGCCCCUCCUUACCACCCACUUCGGUUCAAAACCCGUCGAUUAGGGGGAAUAACCUCGUCCUACCUACGAUUUUUCUCCUACGGAAUCGGAUGUUCAAAAUCCAGCGGGUCGGAGUGACGUUGUCAACAUCUUAGUAUUGUUCCGCGGGCUCCCGACGAGUCUAGCCUAAUGCAACCCCGCCAACAUAAACACCGUCAUUGGGUGGAUGUGCAGCAUGCUCAGUGCGACGUGUGUUUUUGACAGGGUCUCGAUUGUACCUUUUUAUCAUUUCCUUGUUUCUUAUCUCCUUGGGUUGUUAUGUUCUUAUGUAUUGCGCAUGAUACCAGCCCACUUUGUCACUGGGCUUUGCUUUUGUCAUUUUCUCUUAGUUGGCAGUGAUCAGAUUAAUGAUUGAUGACAAUGUCAAACUUAUUAAUCAACCA